AGAACACACUAAAAUUUCUUCUCAACGCUACCAGGUUAAUAGACUUGUAUACAAUAUUCCUCUUCAGAUAACCGCCGGAGUGAAAUCGGAGAGAAGAUGAUCGUGUGCGUCGCCGUCGUUGGUCAUCAGAACAAUCCUCUGUACAUUCAGAGCUUCACCGACGCCGAUGAUGCUCUGAAACUCCACCACAUCGUACACUGCUCCCUCGAUGUCGUCGAUGAACGAGUGAACAAUCCGAAAAAAUCCGGACCGACAUUGAACGAGACGUUUUUGGGCUUGCUGUAUCCUACUGAAAAUUAUAAAGUUUAUGGUUAUUUGACAAACACAAAGGUGAAGUUCAUUUUGGUGACUACGGAUUUAGAUGUUAGAGAUACCGAUAUCAGAAAUUUUUUCAGGAGCUUCCACGCCGCAUAUGUUGAUGCUGUCUCGAACCCAUUUCAUGUUCCUGGUAAAAAGAUAACAUCCAGAACUUUUGCAGAUAGAGUGAGCACCAUUGUCAAGUCAUUUGGGCUGAGUUCAGCUGCGUGAUUCUGGUUUGAGUUCAAUGCUUUUCCAAAUCUUGAAACUAUACUAUCAGAUAUUGUUGGCAUCAGGAAUGACGAUGGAUACUGCGGAUUCAUAUAUUUGUAGAUAUUUGACUUGUCUUUUUUAUUCGAAUUUAACACGGACAACAAAUGAAUUUGGAUUUUAAA
Molecule: messenger RNA, 692 nt
Organism: Hibiscus syriacus
Lineage: Eukaryota; Viridiplantae; Streptophyta; Magnoliopsida; Malvales; Malvaceae
Product: trafficking protein particle complex subunit 2-like protein
Exons: 5
Coding region: 97-528 (143 amino acids)
Biological process (GO): endoplasmic reticulum to Golgi vesicle-mediated transport
Cellular component (GO): nucleus; TRAPP complex; cytoplasm
Source: RefSeq, a predicted model, not a curated record